AUGCCUGCUUCAGUCCACACCGAAUACCAAGACCAGUCCAUGCUCGAUGUCGACGGCGAGCAACAACUGCCAACAGAGCAGGAAGAUGGCGGAGAAGAAGAGGUGAUUGAAAUCGGGGAGAAUCGGAUUACUGUGUUAUCCGGCGCCUCUGAAACAGCCGCAUCAUUCCAGUUCAAGGAUGAGGGCCACACGCUUGGAAAUGCGCUUCGAUAUGUGAUUAUGAAAAAUCCCGCCGUAGAGUUUUGCGGUUACACAAUUCCACAUCCCUCAGAGACUAAGAUGAAUCUACGUAUUCAGACUUAUGAUAGUACAACAGCCGUCGAAGCUCUCGAAAAGGGUCUAGAUGAUUUGAUGGAUCUAUGUGAUGUUGUCUCGGAGAAGUUUACUGCGGCGAGGGAUGCAUUUAACGCUGAGCAGGGUAAUCGAAUGGCCGUUUGA
Talaromyces atroroseus is the source of this 438-nucleotide messenger RNA. RefSeq lists its product as hypothetical. The coding region runs from base 1 to 438 and encodes 145 amino acids. Gene Ontology annotation, biological process: DNA-templated transcription. The transcript is spliced from 4 exons. NCBI's taxonomy places the organism in Eukaryota, Fungi, Ascomycota, Eurotiomycetes, Eurotiales, Trichocomaceae. Gene Ontology annotation, cellular component: RNA polymerase III complex; RNA polymerase I complex. Gene Ontology annotation, molecular function: DNA binding; DNA-directed RNA polymerase activity; protein dimerization activity. The record is from RefSeq and is a predicted model, not a curated record.